GAUUCAAACCCAUGCCUCCUGACUCCCAAGCCUGUGCUCUUUCCACUGAGCCACACUGCUUCUUUAGUGGUUUAGUCCCAAACCACUCGGCAUCCCCAUGCGACUUAGAGCACGAUUAAAGGGGAGUAGGGGGUGGGGGGAAUCUCCACAGCCCCUUCACCAAGGAGAACCUCAUCUUUAUUUUCAGGGUUUUUUUUCGGGAGGGGAGAAUUCAUUAUGCUCCAUUCCUGCCUUUUGCGAUUCGCCCUCUGAGCACCUCGGGUCUCGUGCUCCAGAUUAGGUGCUCGCCCCCACAGCCGGUGGUUUUCAGACCAUAGCUAUGAAGCGUGCCGUCGGACAACAUCUCAGAGAAAUUGCAGAUCUUCAAGAAAAGCUCUUUUCCUCUGAGGGGACUGUCCAGAAGCUCUUGAAUGUGAUCCAGGAAAAAGACGACUUAAUCGUCCAGCUGAAGCACCGGAGCCAGCUGUUGAAUAAAAUCUGCAGGAGCCGUCCCCUGCUGGACAACCUCCUCUCCUGUAUGGCCGAAGGCGAGCGCCUGGGGACUUUCUCAGGAGCGGAAAGCCCCGCCGGUUCUCCCCUUUCCGACAGGCAGCAAGAGACAGACCGUGUUGCCAAUCAGCUCUCUAACCACAAGGACUUCUCUCUCAGCGAGGAUGAUCUGGAUGAUCAGGAUUUGGACAAGACUGUGUUCGGAACCACGGUGUGAAUGCUGGGAUUUGAUGCCUGCUGUCUUUGGAAAUGUCAGCGGGAUCUUCAGACAGGCCCCCGUCUCCCGAUCGCGUGUAGAGCAGCUCCCAUUUGGGAUCGGGUGUGGGCCUUUAAGACUGGGGAAGGACUUGAUGUCUCACCUUAGGAUUCUGGUCCUGAUUAAGAGCAGAUGCUGCUUUUC
Messenger RNA from Ornithorhynchus anatinus (platypus), 889 nucleotides. RefSeq names its product vimentin type intermediate filament associated coiled-coil protein (gene VMAC). The transcript has 2 exons. NCBI's taxonomy places the organism in Eukaryota, Metazoa, Chordata, Mammalia, Monotremata, Ornithorhynchidae. Bases 320 to 706 code for a protein of 128 amino acids. The record is from RefSeq and is a predicted model, not a curated record.